Messenger RNA from Octopus bimaculoides (California two-spot octopus), 3277 nucleotides. Its product is annotated as tetraspanin-33. Gene Ontology annotation, cellular component: plasma membrane. The record is from RefSeq and is a predicted model, not a curated record. NCBI's taxonomy places the organism in Eukaryota, Metazoa, Mollusca, Cephalopoda, Octopoda, Octopodidae.
AUACACACAUACACACAUACGUACUUACAUACAUCGAUAUCUGUCUGUCUGUCCGUCCGACCAUCCGCCUGUCAGCCUGUCUGACUGUCAGUCUGUCAGUCUGUCAGUCUGUCUGUCUAUCUAUCUGUCUAUCCACCUAUCUAUCUAUCUAUCUAUCUAUCUAUCCGUCCGUGUGUCUGUCUAUCUGUCUGUCUGACUAUCUGUCUGCCUGUCUGCCUGUCUGCCUAUCUAUUGAUUAUCUAUUUAUUUAUCUAUCUUUCUAUACACACAUACACACACACACACACACACACACACACACACACGCACACACACAUGCAUACACAUUUCUCAUUUUCUGAGGACGUUAAAAAAAGCAUUCUUAAUUACAAGUAAGUUUUUUUUCACAUUUUCUAUUUUGUUACUUUCUUCUUUUGUCCAGUAACUGCUCCCCACUUCCUUUCAUCAAUUUUACACACACACACUCUCUCUCUCUCUCUCUCUCUCUUUCUCUUUCUUUCACACACACAUACACAAACACACACACAUACACAAACACACACACUCACUUCACACAUGUAGGCAUGGUCAUAAAUGCAAACAUACCCAUACACUAACUUCCACUUUCCAUUGUGGUGGCAGAGACUUGGGUGCACUUUAUAAUUCUUUCUGUCCCAUUGCGUGUUUGUACCAAACAAUUAUCUAAUAAGAAAAAAAAGGUUUAUAUAAAAGCCCCUAAGACAAUAUAUAUUGUAAAUGUCUCAUGAUCUAAUACAUUGGUCAGAUUAUUUUAGAUUAUUAAGAUUGUAUACUAACUGUUCAUUGUAAAUUGACCUUUCCUCUUCACACACACACACGUGCAUACACACACAUACACAUACGCACAUACAUAUAUAUAUAUACAUAUAUAUACAUAUAUAUACAUAUAUAUACAUACAUAUACAAGUACACAUAUAUGUAUAAAAGUCUAUACUUUCAUCUCACUCUCUUUCUGUAAAUCUAUCUAUCUAUCUAUCUAUAUGCACAUAUAAUGCAGUUACAUUUUAAAUAAAUAUAUAAAGUCAGUUACAUACACACACACACACUCACACUUGCACACACAUACAUACAUGCCCAUACAACCACUCACCCACACAUAUGCACACACACACACACAUACACACACUCAUGCACAUACACACACAAAUAUAUGUAUAUAUACAUGUAUAUGGUAUAUAAAUAUUUCAACUAAUAGCUGAUAUACUGUCCCAGAGUGGUUACUGUUUUUUUAUUUUAUUUUAUUUUAUUUUACUAUUAAUUUUUUUUUUGUUUUUGGUCCAUCAGUUUUUGUCCAAUGAACUGGUGUUUUAUCUGUGACCACUACCAGUCAGUAUUAAUCACCCAGUAUAUACUAGCAUCAAAGCAAUGAUCAGUACACACUAACACGCGAGUAAGUAUCCAGUUGAUUGCCGCACGCACUGCUCUUAACAAUGGAUAACGACACUGUUUUGGUAAGACACUGAAAAAACACAACAACAACAUUUCUGGAUUAUAUUUACUAGUUUGCUGGAAGAUAAAAAGGGAUUAAACACAUCAAUGGAUUUAGGCCUUCACUGAAAUUGUUGAGUGAUGUUUGGAAUAUUAUCAAAUGCAUCAUUGGAUUUUACAAGGUUUUGGGAUUGGUGGAUGCUGAUAAGAGACUAAAAUACAUCCUUGGAUUCUUCUAGUUACUUCGAUUGUGAAAGUAGAAGAUGAUGAUUUUAAUAUUACAAACAAAAAGAAGGAUUAAGAAAGAAAUGGAUAUUAAAAGGAAUAGAGUUCAAUCCCUUACGAAGACAGCAAUUUCAUCAUGAGUUACUUUACUCUAUAAUAGAAAUAAAAUUAAAUUAAAAAAUAACAAAAAUAACUUUCAAAGAAGAAAAUACACAUAAAAAAAAACGAUGGAGGAGUGCAAUUCACAUUUGGAAUUGGCAGCUUCCACAAGUUUACAGAGGACAGAAUCCAGAUACACGUGCUUCUUCAUCCCGGGAUCGCUAUUCAGCUCAUUCACACUGCAGCUUAGCAAGUCCUGAAGACUCUGGUACAGAUGAAGGCAUUGAAGAAAUUCCCAGUACCUCUUAUGCAGUGGAGAACAAUUCAGUAGCCACAUCUGCAAUCACAAACUCUAUGGCUACAAUAGUAGAUACUAACUCUAUUACUACUGUUGUAGAAACCAAUUCUGUGGCUGUCCGUAAAAGCAGUAGUCGCUUUGAUCCAAAGUAUGAGGAGAAAAAACGGAAAUACAAACAUCGAUCAAAAGUUAUUAAAUACAUACUGUUUGUAUUGAAUUUGUUUUCAUGGGUUGUAGCAGUUAUAGCAAUUGUGAUUAGUUAUUAUAUUCUCUUAGGAACAAAAAAAGUUGUGACUGACGCUAUAGAUUUUAUUUUGGACCCUGCCAUUGUCCUUUUUAUAGUAGCAUCAAUAACAUGUAUUAUGGCUGUAUUUGGAUGUAUUGGAACCAUUAAAGGGAAUAGGUAUUUACUAAGAGUGUUUUACAUUAUGCUUGGCUUUAUGAUAAUCAUAGAGUUAAUUUUUGGAGUACUUAUUUGGUUGUUAUUCUCUGCCCCUGUGUCCACAGAGAAGUUUAUGGAUCGUCCCCGACAGCGUCUCACACUAGCUUUGCAUAAAUACAAAGAUGAUAGAAAAUUAAAGGCUUGGAUUGAUAGUAUACAAACUGAGUUUAAAUGCUGUGGCAUAUCUCACAGUGAAUAUGGUUAUAGAGAUUGGCAAGCUAAUAUCUAUUUCAACUGCUCUCGGUUUAAUCCAAGUUCAGAACGAUGUGCAGUACCAAUGUCUUGUUGUAUUUUUAAAUAUGGUGAUUUAAGAAAUGAAAUGUGUGGCUUUGAUAUCACAAAUAAAGAGAGACAUGCAGUUAAUCAUCGAAUCUACACUCAAGGCUGUCUUAAAGGCUUUCGGAACUGGUUUCAUAAGAAUGAGAUCCUCAUCACCAUUCUAGCAGCUUUGUUUAUUGCCCCACAGAUGGCCAUUGUUUUAUUAGCAAGAACUCAAGUCAAAUUCAUGAGAUAUAAGAUAUCAACAGUUAAACCACCUGCACAGCUUUGAUAUACGCUUGAAAAACAAAAUAACUAGUAACAAAUUAAAAAGCAAGUGAUAUUAUGAGGGCACUAACACUGAAAUCCAAUAUGCACGUUCUGUGUGAAGACAAUAAGAAAGGGGAAUAUUUAGGAACAGGGAUAUUUAUUAAAGUAAAUAAUAAAAAGCAGCAAAACAUUUUCUGUCACCAAGUAAUUAAUAUUAAUUACAAAUCUUCCAAAAAUUU